AUGCCGGCGCUGCCACGGGACAGGGCGCUGCCAACUUGGGCGCAGCGCCCUGACCCGCGGUACCGUCCUGUCCCGCGGCAGCGCCGGCCUCGCGCUGCACCCUCCUCAGCGCAAAGUGGAGCGUCCUGGCGCCCAGUGAUCACAUACACAAUGAAUGGCUACUGCGGAGUUGACCUCAUAUUCAACGUCGUCCAUCACACCAUCAAAGUCAACAAUCCAAUUUUGGGGGAUAACCUCCAGUCACCGGAGAGUAACAGCUGUGCCAACAUGCCCCCUCCACGACUCCUGCGGGGACCUUAUAAAAAGUGGAUUCAGUCCGAGGGUCGUCUGCCUCGAUCGACAAAGUUUAACAGAAAAGCAAAGGUACCUAUGAUUAACCCCAGCCAGUCUGACUCUGUGGUGACAGCAUCUGAUCCACAUGAGAGCACUGAGGCGGUUCCCAUGGGACAUUCUGACUGCCCUGUAGUGAUGGAGUCUCAAUCUGAUUUUUCUGAAUCAGAUGAUGGGAUGGAGAUGGACUCCACAAUAAACCCAAAUCGUGGGUCUGCUGCAGCCAUGGAUUCUGAUUUCGAUGAUGGCACAGAGACAAAUGAAGAAAUGAUGUAUACAGGUGCGACAUUGACACAGGGACAGGGCCUCCUUGCUGUUAUGCUGUUUGCUCUACGUCAUCAUCUAACUGGAGCUGCCUUGAGUGACUUGCUGGGUUUGAUCAAUUUGCUCAUCCCUAACCUGGUCCCUGCAUCAAAGUAUCUCUUCAAGAAGUUUUUUGGUGAUCCAACUUUGUCAAGUGUGUAUCAUUAUUACUGUGAGGCCUGUCAAAAUUACAUAGGGAAGAAUCCUGAUGAUCAAUUAUGUUCACACUGUGGCACACCCUUCAACACUAAAACUAAUGCCAAAAAGGGAAACUUCUUCUUAUCUAUACCACUGAAGGACCUCCUAAAAGACACUCUUGAGAACCAUGGCACCGACUUAACACCUAAAACUGUUAGGCAUGCACAUGAUAACAUUACGGAUUUGAUGGAUGGGAAGAUGUACCAGAAGAUGCUCAAACAUGGGAAACUGGCAGAAGAUGAUCUUACACUCUUGUGGAACUGUGAUGGGGUACCAGUCUUUAACUCAUCCAAUUAUUCAAUUUGGCCACUUCAGUUUACAAUAAAUGAACUCCCCUGUAUUCAGAGGAAAGAGAAUGUGAUGGUUUCGGGACUUUGGUUCGGCCCUGAAAAACCAAGGAUGGACACAUUUUUAAAGCCAUUUGUUGAUGAAUGUUGUGAUCUAGCCCAAAACCCAUUUGAAUGGAAAGACAGACAGGGCACCACUCACUUCUCCAAAGUGUUCUCUUUGGUUUGCUCCUCUGACGCUGUUGCCAGGCCAGUGCUCCGGAAUUGUAAACAAUUCAACGGGGAGUAUGGUUGUGACUGGUGUCUACAUCCAGGAGUUGUUAUGCCAAAAGGGAGGGCGUUCCACAGCCUUGGGGCAGCAGAGGAAAAGGCCCGAUCACCCAUGGAACGAAGCUUGGUUCUUGGGGCUUGGAGGGUGAUUGAGCUUGCUGAGCGGAGGAGAUCCCAAUGA
Molecule: messenger RNA, 1569 nt
Organism: Myripristis murdjan (pinecone soldierfish)
Lineage: Eukaryota; Metazoa; Chordata; Actinopteri; Holocentriformes; Holocentridae
Exons: 9
Coding region: 1-1569 (522 amino acids)
Source: RefSeq, a predicted model, not a curated record